ACGUCACGUUAUUUUUAUAACACUGUGGUAUCGCUUUUUCCGCCAUUUCCUCGUCAAUCUGCCUGCGCAGCGAGACUGUUCACCGAGAGCCUGCUCAUCGCAAAGAUAAAUUAUGUCUGACGAGGGAAAGCUUUUCGUUGGUGGGCUCAGCUAUGAUACCACUGAGCAGUCUUUGGAAGAAGCUUUCUCCAAAUAUGGAACCAUCUCAAAAGUUGAUGUAAUCAGGGAUCGGGAAACUGACCGGUCAAGAGGUUUUGGCUUUGUUACUUUUGAAAAUCCAGAAGAUGCCAAGGAUGCAAUGUUUGCAAUGAAUGGCAAAUCUGUUGAUGGCAGAAUGAUCAGAGUUGAUGAGGCUGGAAAGUCUGGAGGCAGGUCAGGGGGAGGCUUCAGGAGAGGUGGAGGCGGCUUCAGGGGCGGUUUCCGUGGUGGCCGUGGGAGAGGUGAGGGAGGCGGCGGCGGGAGUUACGGGGGAGAAAGAAGCUACGGAGGUGACAGAAGUUAUGGCAGCAGCGACAGAAGUUAUGGUGGUGGAGACAGAGGAUAUGGCGGAGGUGACAGGAGCUACAGCGGCGGUGACAGGAGCUAUGGUGGCGGCGGCGGUGGUGGCGGCGGUGGAGGCUACAGAAGCAGCAGCGGUGGAUAUUCGUCUGGCGGUGGAAGCUACAGAGGAAGCAGAAAUCAAGGAGGGUAUGAGGGUGGAUCCUACAGAGACAGCUACGACAGUUAUGCUACACACGAGUAAAAAAAACUUCCUGGUAUCAAGAUCAUCCCUGCGCUGGCUGUAUUUAAAAGAUGCGCUCUUCGAAGAUUUUUUUUAUGGUGUUUCCUGGUUCCAGUAUUCCAUCAGUCAUACAACAGAUUUUGAGUCCUUUUUUAUUGUGUUCAAUAAUUUUCAGGGUCUCCAUCCGUGAGGCAGUGUGAGAUCCUAUAGUAUUUAGUUGUUGUGAACGUGAAUGACCAUGAAAACUCCUGUACCUUUAGUUCAAUUUUCCCUCAGUGUUUACUUUAACACAGGGGGUAAAGAAUUCAUUUUCUUUUUAAAUGGCUGAAAUGUCUGUUUUAAGCUGUAAGUGAAAUGCUCUUGUUCAUCACAGCCGAAUAGCUUCUAAAAUAAAUUCAGUCCUUUCAACCAUCAUUCUUAAUGACCAAUCGCAGCAGGGCAGCAAGUCCAUUAAGGUGUUUUUGUAUUUUUGAACUGAAGUUUUCGUGUUGACCCUGCUUUUUGAAGGAAAACUCAAUUGAAUCAAUAUCUUCGAAAGAAGCUUGACUAGCUGUGAUGUGUUCUGUGCGACUUCCUUUCUGUAAUGCAUACCUUUAGUGUAACAAGGUGGGCAUGCUUUCUUGGACUGCCAUCGUCCUGCAGACCUCCUUGAUAUGGCUAAAGAGUUGUAAACAUUCAGUAAGCAAAGAGUGAACUUUCUCUGGGGAAACAACCUCUGGUGAUUGCCUCAGGUGGCCCGAGGUUCUUUACUCUUUGAAAACAUUGAAUUUUUUAAAAGUAUGCUCUUUGGUGGACUGAACUUCAAGAAAACCUCUUAAAAAUGUCUCCACUUUUGUUCUUUGAGGUGAACUGUCCUGUGUGUACCACCACCUUAAGAAACAUUUAUUUCUUUUUACAGUUUCUUUUGUAAAAUUUGGCUUCAUGGAGCCUAUUAAACAAGCCAUUGGGAAAAAAA
Messenger RNA from Clupea harengus (Atlantic herring), 1676 nucleotides. RefSeq names its product cold inducible RNA binding protein b (gene cirbpb). The record is from RefSeq and is a predicted model, not a curated record. Gene Ontology annotation, molecular function: RNA binding. Lineage: Eukaryota; Metazoa; Chordata; Actinopteri; Clupeiformes; Clupeidae.